UCACGACCGUUUUGUCCUCUACUUUCCCUUUUCUCUUCGUAGAGAAUCCAAGGCUCCUUCCCUUCCGACCUUCUCCUAUCUCUUUCUCCUCUCUGUAUUUCAAUCCCAUUUUCUUCAAACAUGAUCUAGAAAACCUUUCUCUCUGCAAUCAACAUCAUCUUCAAAAUCGACCAAACAUCUCCAUACCCAUUCUCCCAUGGGGUGUUUUCUCGCCUGUUUCGGCUCCGUCAACCGGAAGCGUCGAAAACCCGCGAAGAAAACGCUCCAGAGAGACCGAAGCCAUAGGAACUAUGAACCUCUGCAACCCAUUUCACCUUUGAAGAAGACUACUACAGAAACAGCAAUCAGCCCAAUUCCAGAAGCAAGAGACAAACCUCAGGAUCUUAGCUACAAUAGCAGAAAGAAAGUCACCUUUGAUUUGAAUGUCGAAACAUACAUCGAGGUCUUAACUCCUGAAGUUCCAAAUUAUGCAUCGGAGACGGAUGAAGAGAAAGAAAGGGAAAAGGAAGAGAAGAAGGCAAGAAAUGGAAGCAGACCACAUUCUCUGUCCGAAGAUAAUUCAACUUCAUCAAGCACGAGCACAGGAUCUUACCCUUCAAAUCACAGAUACCAGAAUUCUAUAAACAGCAAUGAAGAGGAGGAGGAAGAAGAAGAAGUUGAAUAUGAGGACAGUGAUUUUGAAGAUGAAGAUGAUGAUAGUGAAGAAGAAGAGUCCUUUGAAUCGUACUUUUCUAGGAGUCCGUUGGCUGUGAAAGAGGAUGAUGACUGGAGACCCUUCUGUGGUUCUUCUCCUGAUAGGAAAUCGGUGCUUUUAGUAAAAGGAAAUGCUCGAGAUCGAAGCCAAUAUGUUCAUUCCGUGUUGAACCCAGUAGAAAAUCUCACUCAGUGGAAGGCUAUCAAGGCAAAAACUGCAGGGCCAAUGAAGGAUCAUCAAAAGGAAAAUGCCAUUUUAGACGCAGAAUUGCAGCUACCUUUCAGUCCAGAACCAGCUUUCAAGCUCCCAAAACCUCAAAUACCCAUAGAUGCAAACAUUAGUUUUGAUCCGCCGAAGCCUCUGAACAAAGAAAUUUCAGUCAAUGCAAGUCUUUCAAGCUGGUUGGUUUCUUCUGAAACUGCGCAACCCACAAAAACUAGCAUGGCCCGGUUCAAUUUUUCCGAGAUAAGCAAGUCUCAGGGAUCAAAUUCAUCGAGAAUUAAUGAAGAUAGGCCAAUUUUAGGUGCAUUAACAGAGGAAGAGCUCAGGCAGUCAGCUCUGUCUUCAUCACCGAGAAGGUCGCCAAGUCGGAGCCUGGAUGAAAUCCCCAUCUUGGGUACUGUUGAAGUUACUGGAAUCAUGGAAACCAGGCCAUGGAUUCUGAUACCAUGCUGAACACAAUGAACAAACACCGAACGGUAUUGAGAGCACGGUAAAAGACUACAGGGGAGAAACAGGGGAGCUUGGUUUAAAAAUCUUAUGGGGACUGAUAAAAUGCACUUGGUGUGGAGGAUAAGAGAGUGAAUUGGCACUCUACUGUUUUUGAGUUAAGGUUGGAAAGAAUUUUGAAACAAGGUGCUGAUGAAGCCUACUCAAGCAAUCCUCCUGGUGCAUGUUAGAGAAGUGUGGGAUGUUGGAGUGGUAGUGUUUGUUUGUUUCAGUAAAUUACUUUUUCUCUGUACAAUGUGAAGGUUUUGUGAUUUGAAUCAUCCCUCUCCUUGGACUGGUGGUAUUUGGUUGCCUCAUCUAUGGGGUUUGUAUUUGUUUCGAGUGUUGGUGUUUGGUUGUCUCAGCUCUCAGGUUUGUAAUUUUUAUUUCUGGGAAGGUAUUUCUUUGGACAUUGUAUUUGUUAUUGUUUGUGAGAGAGGAAAUAAAUGAAGCCUAUGCUGCUGUUUGAAUCUUCAA
Messenger RNA from Magnolia sinica, 1879 nucleotides. RefSeq lists its product as uncharacterized. The record is from RefSeq and is a predicted model, not a curated record. NCBI's taxonomy places the organism in Eukaryota, Viridiplantae, Streptophyta, Magnoliopsida, Magnoliales, Magnoliaceae. Gene Ontology annotation, biological process: male meiosis II. The transcript is spliced from 3 exons. The coding region runs from base 197 to 1369 and encodes 390 amino acids.